AGGCAAAGAAGAGACAUAACCAUAAACAGAGAGAGUUCGUCUUUUUGUCUUUAAUAAGUGUCUCUGUUUCUUAAAACAUUCUACGAAACUUCUUCAGAUCGUAAUCAGUGUAGCUUUAAUGGCUUUGUCUUUUGGAUACUUUCAAAGAGACAACAGUUUCAAGAAAGAUUCACAAGAGUGUGAAACACCGAGAAUUCGUAAAAACCCGGUACACAUGUAUCUUGAGAAGACUUUAUCGUUCAAAGAUUUGGUCGAUCAGGGGAACAACUACAGAGAUGGAAGUUGCGGGGUCAAAACGAGAAAAGGUAUAAACUUGAAGGGUCCUAAACCAGAUAACAUGAUUCUUGAGAGAAGUCUCUCGUUCACGAGUCUAGUCCAAGUGGAACACAGAGAAGACGAAGAAGAAGGCUCGUCUCCAAAACGAAGGAACAGAGGUAAAAUGGGGAAUUUAACGGCGUUAAGUUUACCAGCACCGACGCCGUUUUGGUCUCCAAGACCGUCGACGGAGCUAGACGCUGCCGCCGUUACGUUACAAAAGGUUUACAAGAGUUAUCGAACACGUAGAAACCUUGCUGAUUGUGCAGUUGUUGUUGAAGAGUUAUGGUGGAAAGAAUUGGAAUUGGCAUCGUUAGAACCGAACAAAACCAAUGAGAAACCGGAGUCGGCUGUAUCAAGGUGGGCAAGAGCUGGAACAAAAGCAGCAAAGGUGGGGAAAGGAUUGUUGAAAGAUGAUAAAGCACAAAAAUUAGCAUUGCGACAUUGGUUAGAAGCCAUUGAUCCACGACAUAGGUACGGACAUAACUUACACUUAUACUAUGAUGUCUGGUCAGAAAGCGAGAGUACUCAGCCUUUUUUCUUCUGGUUAGACAUUGGAGAUGGCAAGGAAGUAAAUCUCAACAAAUGUUCAAGAACGCUUCUUCAACGCCAAUGCAUCACUUACCUUGGUCCGAAGGAGAGACAAGCUUACGAAGUGGUAGUGGAAGAUGGGAAAUUAGUCAACAGACAAACCAAGAACCUUGUGGAGACUAUUGAAGGAACCAAAUGGAUCUUUGUGUUGAGUACGACAAGAAAAUUGUACAUUGGUCAGAAGCAGAAAGGUCGGUUUCAACACUCGAGUUUUCUCUCCGGUGCCGCGAUCACCGCCGCCGGUAGAAUUGUUUCGCAUCGUGGCGUUGUAAAAGCUGUGUGGCCGUACAGUGGUCAUUAUCUCCCGACAGAAGAGAAUUUCCGAGAAUUUAUCGGUUUCUUGAAAGAAAACCACGUGGAUCUCACUAAUGUCAAGAUGAAUGCGAUUGACGACGAUGAUCAUUUGGUCACAAAUGACGGAAGCACUAAGCCGUCGAUGAUGGUGGCGAAAUCGGACGGUUCAGAUGAAAAGAAACGAUUUUCAUGCAAGUGGAGUACGGGAAACGGUCCUAGGAUCGGGUGUGUGCGGGACUACCCAAUGAAUCUGCAGACGCGGGCCCUUGAACAAGUCAACCUUUCUCCUCGUGUAGUCAACGGAACAAUGGGAUUAUUUGGCCCAAUACCAUCGCCAAGACCCAGCCCAAAGAUCCGUGUCUCUCCUAGACUCUCUUGCAUGGGUCUUCCAAGCCCAAGGCACUAAUUUUCCCAUUUUUCCUAAUCUGAUCAAUUAAUUUUGAAUAUUCCU
Molecule: messenger RNA, 1651 nt
Organism: Arabidopsis arenosa
Lineage: Eukaryota; Viridiplantae; Streptophyta; Magnoliopsida; Brassicales; Brassicaceae
Source: the annotation of a GenBank genome assembly